AUGGGAAGAAAAGACACCUCGUCGUCCUCCGAGGCCGCCGGCCGCGGGAAAAAGGAGAAACCUAUGUCGGUAUCCGCCAUGCUCGCCUCCAUGGACGCCCCCGCGGCGAAGCCCAAGUCCUCCAAGUCGGCGGCGCCGUCCAAGGCCAAGGCGAAGCCCUCCAAGGCGCCGGCGUCCUCCUACAUGGGCGACAUCGACCUGCCCCCCUCGGACGACGAGGACGAGGAGGAGGCCCAGCGCGCCGCCGCCGCCGCCGCCAAGCCCAAGGCGGCCCGCGCCGCCACCGUCGACCUCAGCGCCGGCAUCGCGCCGUCGCAGAAGGACGCCAAGAAGAAGGACAAGCGCGAGGCCGUGGCGGCCGCGGCCGCCGAGGCCGCCAGGCGGGAGGCGCUCCGCGACGACCGCGACGCCUUCUCCGUCGUCAUCGGCGCGCGCGUCCCCGGCUGGUCGUCCGCCGCCGGCGACGACGGCGGCGUCGACGACAACGUCAGGGACAUCGUGCUCGAGAACUUCUCCGUCUCCGCGCGCGGCAAGGAGCUGCUCAAGAGCGCCUCCCUCCGGAUCUCGCACGGCCGCAGGUACGGCCUCGUCGGCCCCAACGGCAUGGGGAAGUCCACCCUGCUCAAGCUCCUGGCCUGGCGCCAGGUCCCCGUGCCGCGGAAUAUCGAUGUCCUGCUCGUCGAGCAGGAGAUCAUUGGCGAUGACCGCUCGGCCCUUGAGGCUGUGGUCGCCGCUGAUGAGGAGCUCACCGCCCUCCGGGCCGAGCAGGCGAGGCUCGAGGCCUCUAAUGAUGCUGAUGACAACGAGCGGCUGGUGGAGGUGUAUGAGAAGCUGAAUCUCCGGGACUCUGAUGCGGCCCGGGCCCGAGCGUCCAAGAUUCUCGCGGGGCUGGGGUUCGAUCAGGCGAUGCAGGCCAGAUCCACAAAGUCCUUCAGUGGUGGCUGGAGGAUGCGUAUUUCGCUUGCCCGUGCGCUCUUCAUGCAGCCAACGCUGCUGCUCCUUGAUGAGCCGACUAACCACCUGGAUCUGCGAGCUGUGCUAUGGCUGGAGGAAUACUUGUGCUCGCAGUGGAAGAAGACAUUGAUUGUUGUUUCCCAUGACCGCGACUUCCUGAAUACAGUGUGCAAUGAGAUCAUACACUUGCAUGAUAAAAGUCUGCAUGUCUACCGUGGGAACUUUGAUGAUUUUGAGGGUGGGUAUGAGCAGAAGAGGAAGGAGAUGAACCAGAAGUUUGAGGUGUAUGAAAAGCAGAUGAAAGCAGCCAGGAAGUCUGGGAGCAAGGCCGCACAGGAUAAGGUUAAGGGUCAGGCGCUGUCCAAGGCUGCUAAAGAGGCAGCCAAGAACAAGGGGAAGGGUAAGAGUGCUGCAGAUGACGACGAUGACCAGAAACAGGUGGCUGUGCCACAGAAGUGGCGCGACUACAGUGUUGAGUUCCAUUUCCCAGAGCCUACAGAACUCACACCACCACUCCUUCAGCUCAUUGAGGUGGGGUUCAGCUACCCUGGUAGGCCAGACUUCAAGCUCUCAGGUGUUGAUGUUGGCAUUGAUAUGGGAACACGUGUAGCUAUUAUUGGGCCCAAUGGAGCUGGGAAGUCAACCCUGCUUAAUUUGCUUGCUGGUGAUCUUACCCCAACUGAAGGGGAGGUAAGGAGGAGCCAGAAGCUGAGAAUUGGGCGAUACUCACAGCAUUUUGUUGACUUAUUGACAAUGGAGGAAAAUGCAGUUCAAUAUUUGUUGAGGCUUCACCCAGAUCAGGAGGGAAUGAGCAAAGCAGAGGCUGUCCGUGCUAAGCUUGGGAAGUUUGGGUUACCUGGACACAACCAUCUCACUCCAAUUGUUAAAUUAUCUGGUGGGCAGAAGGCCCGAGUUGUGUUCACUUCUAUAUCAAUGUCUCAGCCUCACAUACUCCUGCUUGACGAGCCAACGAAUCACUUGGACAUGCAAAGUAUUGAUGCAUUGGCAGAUGCACUGGAUGAAUUCACUGGAGGUGUCGUCUUGGUUAGCCACGACUCACGAUUAAUAUCUCGUGUUUGUGAGGAUGAGCAAAGGAGUGAGAUAUGGGUUGUGGAAGCUGGGACUGUGAAUAAAUAUGACGGCACAUUUGAGGAUUACAAGGAUGAACUCAUGGAAGAAAUAAAGAAGGAAGUUGAGGAAUAA
Molecule: messenger RNA, 2157 nt
Organism: Miscanthus lutarioriparius
Lineage: Eukaryota; Viridiplantae; Streptophyta; Magnoliopsida; Poales; Poaceae
Source: the annotation of a GenBank genome assembly